Molecule: messenger RNA, 2569 nt
Organism: Phlebotomus papatasi
Lineage: Eukaryota; Metazoa; Arthropoda; Insecta; Diptera; Psychodidae
Gene: Nha1
Product: sodium/hydrogen exchanger 9B2
Exons: 6
Coding region: 340-2349 (669 amino acids)
Biological process (GO): proton transmembrane transport
Cellular component (GO): membrane
Molecular function (GO): antiporter activity
Source: RefSeq, a predicted model, not a curated record
GAGAAUCACUUUAUUUUGCCUCAGCUACUUCCCGUGGAAUCACUGUUUAGGAGAAGCUGUUGUGUUUCAAACUCUAAUUGGCCCUUGUCCCCACCUAAAAGUCCACGGACAUCCCUUAAAAGUCAUAAGCAUCAGUGAAGAUUGUCAGUGCAACAGUUGACGGAAGUUUGGACACACGGAGAAGAAGUGCAAUUUUCUUAUAUGCAUUAAACGCAUAAAAUUGUGUGUUUUGGGACAAGUGACAAUCUGGACGUUGCUCAGUUCAUCGAAAUAUUUAUGUAGCAAGGGUGACUUCGAAGUAAACUGCCAGGACAGGAUAUCGCCAAAGCUCUCAUCGAGAUGGCUAAUUACGAAAGCUCAACCGAUAACAAUCAGGUGAUAACGGUACAGCCACCGUCACCUGUUCAACCCCCACAUCAUCACACCGAAGGCAAAAGGAAGGUGAGCAUUGUAACGGACCACGUUGAGGUACGUCAUGGCUUCGACAAUCUGGGCUUUGAGCAGAAUCCAAAACGGAAAAUAUCGCAGAACCUUACUAAUUCACAGACUUCAGAUCAUUCUGAAAUUGGACCUGUGCACCGCAAAAGUAUCCUGCACAAUACUACCACUGACAAUGAAUCCCUGAACAGCCAUCAUUCCCAUGAUGCUAAAACUAACAAUGGCGAUGCACGACACAAGAAGCACUCCAUAUCCGAUAGCCACUACUCCCGGAGUCAUGCCUACGAUGAGAAUAAUCUAGAGCACUCCUGGAUUUACUCACUGUGCAUGCGUUGUCGAGUUACCUACAAUACGCCAUCCUGGGAACCUCCUCACUGGCAGAAGAUCUGUCCCUAUCCCCUAUGUCCAUCCUAUCGACAGUUUGCCAACCUGCUGUCCCUAGUUUUGAUUGGUGUGCUAAUAUGGGUGACAGCCUAUGCCAUUAUAGGAAAAUCUGCAGCACCUGGGGGCCAACUAUUCGGCUUAGUAGUGCUAACAGUAGCUGCAAAUUUUGGAGGAUGGAUCAUAUCCCUAACGACUCUACCUCGUUUAAUUGGAAUGCUACUCACGGGAAUUCUAUUCCAAAAUGUUGGCUGGGUUGAUCUCGAGGGAGAGUUUUCGCAUGUAACGGCGGAGCUUCGUAAAUUUGCUCUGGUCAUCAUCUUAGUUCGUGCCGGACUUGAGAUGGACCCCGAAGCAUUCAAGAAAGUCUAUAUCACAAUUCUCAAAUUAGGUCUUGUCCCAUGGACCGUAGAAGCCGUUAUUAUUGCCGUAAUGACACAUUUUCUACUUGGACUACCCUGGAUGUGGGCCUUUAUGCUAGGAUCAAUCAUUGCUGCUGUAUCUCCAGCCGUUGUAGUACCCUGCCUUUUUAGGCUUCGGACCAAAGGCUACGGCGUAGCCAAAGGUAUUCCUACACUUAUUGUCGCAGUAGCUGGAAUAGACGAUGCUGCAUCUGUAGCUGUCUUCGGUAUCAUCAGCAGUAUCAUGUUUUCAUCUGCAAGUUUGGGUUACCAAAUUGCCCAAGCUCCAGUAUGCAUCAUCGGUGGAUUAGGAUUUGGUGUAGUAUGGGGUCUUUUAGCACGAUUUGUACCUGAAAAAGGUGACCCCUAUGCCGUACCAAUCCGGACGCUAAUGCUUCUGGGUGGGGGUCUCUUGGCUGUAUUUGGCAGCGAAAUGAUAGGCUUCGAAGGGGCUGGACCCCUAGCUGUCGUAUUUGCUGCAUUUACCAGCAAUUACUUUUGGUGCCAACAGGGCUAUGAUAUGGAAGACAAUCCAGUAUCUACUGCCUUUGAGAUCUUCUGGAUGAUCUUCGAACCCAUUCUCUUUGGGAUCACAGGAGCAGCAGUUAAGAUCUCUGAAUUAGAUCCCGAAAUGGUUUACCUUGGCCUGGGAUGUCUCGUUACGAGCGGUGUAAUUAGGAUCUUGAGUACCAUUGCUAUUGCCUUUGGUGAUGGACUCAAUUGGAAGGAGAAGAUUUUUGUUGGUCUUUCAUGGUCAGCUAAAGCUACAGUUCAGGCUGCCCUUGGUCCUGUAGCCAUGAAAUACCUCACAGAUGAUUCUACAGAUGAAGAGAGGAGCUGGGCCGAUAAGACAUUAACACUUUGCGUACUUAGUAUUGUCUUAACAGCUCCACUUGGUGCUAUUCUUAUCUCCAUCACUGGUACAAAGUUGCUUACAAAAACAAGGCAACCACACAUUGUUGAAGGUUGGCGAAGGAGCCACCGACCAUCCCUCAGGGAUAUUAGCAUUAUCGACGAGGAGGAAGAACGCGAAGAUCCUGAGGAUGUUCCCGACAAAUCCACCCUCAAUAACACCAAAACCAACACUCAUGUCGCACCCAAUGAACCCGUGUUCACGGUCACAAAGUAAAUAUCAUCUCAUUAAGAUUAUCCUGCACUUAGUCCCCUUUAGGACUUAGCAUCCCUUUCCCCCCCUUUGCAUCCAUUGCAUCCUUUUUUUGAGAAAAGAAAAAAAAAACACAACCAUGUUAUACACAGUUAUACGAAAAGUUAUUAAUGUAAGAUUGUUCUAAAAAAUACUGAAGAAAUUUUCUUGUGAUAGAAAAUAAACCGAGAAUUUAGAUAAGAAA